GCCCACAGGAAUCCAGCAGUGACAUAGAGCCGCCUUUGCGGGCUCCUGAGAUUGAUGUCACAUGUGGGAUGGAGGAGGAAGAGGCUGCCUUGGAGUCUGAUGAUGGAUCCACCACUUCUGGUCAUCUGGAUUCCGCCCCUGCCCAGUCACAGACCCCUCCCCGUGCACACACCCCUGACCAUGGCCACACCUCUGCACACACCCAGAGCCCUUCCCAUCACCAAACCCAUGACCAUGCCCCGACCACUGCCAGCCCUUCCCAUAUUUCAUAUCCUGUCCCUCCCAAAAAACGCCCAUACACCCCCCUUCGCCGCUCUCCCCGUAUUCUGGCCCGUACAGCUGCCCAGACCCAAACUCCCCACUCCCCAGCUGUACGGCCUACCCUGGAGCAGCAGCUCACCACUCCCCAAGCCAUUCCCAUCCCUCCCCGAGCCAAUCCCAUCCCUUCCCCCUGUUUAAACCUUCAUUGUCCUGGGUGUCAGAUUGUCCUUCCCAGGCACAGCUGUAAGUAUCAUUCUAAAUACACUUUAUAAGAUACUUAAAGGUACAGUGAAGUUAAAUUGGUUAAAUUGUGAUUCAAAUCCAGCAUGCAAUGUUAAGCCAAUGUAUCAUAGAAUACUCUUAUGAAUUAUUCGUCAUUCUCUUGAUAUAUUUAUUGAAAACAACUUAUUCCUAUAAUUAGUUUAAACAAUAAAAUAAAUGUGGCCAUCAUUUCUUUAUUGUUGGAUGAAUGUAUCCAUCAACCAGCAUGCACAAACAAGGUUCAUCAACAAAUAUUGGCUUCCAUAA
Bombina bombina (fire-bellied toad) is the source of this 789-nucleotide messenger RNA. RefSeq lists its product as uncharacterized. Lineage: Eukaryota; Metazoa; Chordata; Amphibia; Anura; Bombinatoridae. The coding region runs from base 69 to 533 and encodes 154 amino acids. The record is from RefSeq and is a predicted model, not a curated record. The transcript has 3 exons.